AUGUUACCCUAUAUCGAUAGCUUGUUCGCAAUUCCUGCUCGGCUCACAGGUUCCUCUGUUGAUGAGCUCAAGCUGAUCGGUUCUUUCCUGUUUUCCUUCCCACUCGCCGCCUUGCUGAAGCGCAUCCCCGACGCUCAACCCUGGAAGAAGAAUGCCUUCAUUAUCGGCGUGUCCCUCCUAUACAUAAUCGGUCUCUUUGGUCUUUGGGAUGGUCUGCGAACACUGCUGUACAGCGCAGCUGGGACAUACGCCAUUGCAUAUUACAUAGAUGGUUCGUUGAUGCCAUGGAUUGGUUUCAUCUUUUUGAUGUCCCACAUGUCGAUCAGCCAUAUCUACCGUCAAAUCGCAGAUGAGCCGGGGGUAGUGGAUAUCACGGGAGCUCAAAUGGUCCUCGUGAUGAAACUGUCGUCUUUUUGCUGGAAUAUACAUGAUGGUCGUCUGCCGCAGGGGCAGCUUUCCGAUGCGCAAAAGUACUCGGCUGUUACCGAGUUCCCCAGCAUCGUCAACUACCUAGGCUAUGUCCUCUUCUUCCCCUCGCUAUUUGCCGGUCCCCCUCUCGAAUAUGUCGAUUAUUGCCGUUGGCUCGAUACCACUCUGUUCGACAUUCCCCCAGGUACUGAUCCAUCUAAGGUACCACCGACUCGAAAGAAGCGCAAGAUUCCCCGCAGCGGUACGCCGGCCUUCAAGAAGGCCGCGGUAGGACUGCUUUGGAUUGGUCUAUUUGUAUACCUUGGUGGGAUCUUUACAACCGACUUUGUGCUCUCUGACGCGUUUAUGGAGCUCGGUUUCCCACGCCGCAUGAUCACUGUAUACCUUCUCGGCUUGACCGCUCGCCUUAAGUACUACGGAGUAUGGUCUUUGACCGAGGGCGCCUGUAUCCUAUCUGGUAUGGGUUACAAUGGUUUUGAUCCCAAGUCUGGUAAGGUGUUCUGGAAUCGAUUGGAAAACGUCGAUCCCUGGGGCUUGGAAACCGCCCAGAACUCACACGCCUAUCUUGGAAGUUGGAAUAAGAAUACCAACCACUGGCUGCGCAACUAUGUCUAUCUACGUGUUACUCCAAAGGGGAAGAAGCCUGGUUUCCGUGCUAGCAUGGCUACCUUCGCUACGAGUGCCCUCUGGCAUGGCUUCUACCCUGGUUACUACAUGACUUUUGUAUUAGGCUCAUUUAUUCAAACUGUGGCCAAAAGUAUGUGUUUGUUUGAUCCCCUCGGCUAUCCUAACAUCUUACUUACCGCCUCACUACUAGAUUUUCGUCGUUACAUCCGUCCCUUCUUCCUCACUCCCGAUGGGACCAAGCCUAUGCCCUACAAGCGUUAUUACGAUAUCUUCAGUUGGGCUGCUACUCAACUUACACUAGGCUUCGCAGUCAUGCCCUUUGUCCUUCUUAGCUUCGGUGACUCCAUGACUGUCUGGUCCCGUGUGUACUUCUACGGCAUUAUCGGCACCAUCACUUCUCUCGUUGUCUUCGCCACCCCUGUGAAAGGCUACCUCAUUUCCAAUCUCAAGCGUCGGAACCGGCCUCAUGUCAUGCGCUCCGUCAGCCAGGAGGCUAUACGACCUCCAACGUUGGGUCUUCCUCACGACCCUGAACGCGACUUCGAUGAAGCCGUGCAAGAGAUCAUUUCGGAAAUUGAGUCGCGACGUCGUCGUGGGAGUGUUGUUACCAUGCCCAGUGGCGAGGAACUUAAAAUUGCCGUUGAGCAGAAGAUCGGACGCAAGCUGUAA
Messenger RNA from Penicillium angulare, 1725 nucleotides. RefSeq names its product lysophospholipid acyltransferase. Gene Ontology annotation, cellular component: endoplasmic reticulum; membrane. Gene Ontology annotation, biological process: glycerophospholipid biosynthetic process; lipid modification. The transcript has 3 exons. The record is from RefSeq and is a predicted model, not a curated record. Gene Ontology annotation, molecular function: 1-acylglycerophosphocholine O-acyltransferase activity; 1-acylglycerol-3-phosphate O-acyltransferase activity. The coding region runs from base 1 to 1725 and encodes 574 amino acids. NCBI's taxonomy places the organism in Eukaryota, Fungi, Ascomycota, Eurotiomycetes, Eurotiales, Aspergillaceae.